Messenger RNA from Nothoprocta perdicaria, 4768 nucleotides. RefSeq names its product syntaxin binding protein 4 (gene STXBP4). The record is from RefSeq and is a predicted model, not a curated record. Gene Ontology annotation, cellular component: cytoplasmic vesicle. Bases 129 to 2300 code for a protein of 723 amino acids. Gene Ontology annotation, biological process: insulin receptor signaling pathway; regulation of insulin secretion involved in cellular response to glucose stimulus. Gene Ontology annotation, molecular function: syntaxin binding. NCBI's taxonomy places the organism in Eukaryota, Metazoa, Chordata, Aves, Tinamiformes, Tinamidae. The transcript has 23 exons.
CGCGCGCGGGACGCUGAGGGGAGCCGGGCGCCAAGCCGCCUUGCAGCCGUUAUCUUGGUUAUGAGCUAGUGCUUUGUGUUUCGGAAUUCUCCAUUCUGAGCUUUUAUUCGCAUAGUGCACCUAAGAAGAUGUCCUGUGCAGAGGCCCUAACCAGUCCAGUUAAAAAGACUAUUAUGGGCCCUCAUGGAAUCAAUCGAGCUGUUCACCGCAUUUCUUUUUCUGAUUGCCAGGAUGGAUUAGGAGUUAAAAUUAUUGGAGGUUAUCGGGCACAAACAGCUGAAGAUUAUGGCAUCUUCAUUAAGAGAAUCCUGCCUGGAGGGAUUGCUGCUGUAGAUAGCCGUUUGCUUACUGGAGACCUCAUUUUAGAUGUCAAUGGAGAAAACUUAAUUGGAGUAACCAAUGAAAGGGCUGUGGACAUCUUGCGAACAGCAUCAGCAUCCAAUCAUAUGUCUCUGCUGGUUGCUAGAGAUGAAGAAGCAAAAAAGGAGUUCCAUCAUCUGAUGGACAAGUAUGGCUCUCAUAGUAACACUGACUCUGCAAGAAGUUCUCCAACACAACUAUUGGCAGCAAAACCUAUGGACAGCCUUUCUUCUGGGUCAUCCUCAAGGUCACAGAGUCCUCAGUUGCAUCCAAAGGAUAUUGCUGUCACAAACAGCAGAAAUGAUUCUGUCCUAGCACCAUCCCCAAAGCUGGCAAAGGAUAGUGUGUUUCAGAUUAUCUCUGUUUGUAAAGGAACAAGCCUAGGUUUGAAUAUUGUAGGAGGAAUUAACAGAAAUGAAGGUCCUUUGGUUUAUGUUCAAGAAGUUAUCCCUGGUGGUGACUGUCAUAAGGACGGACGAUUGAAGCCUGGAGAUCAGCUCGUAUCCAUAAACAAAGAGUCAAUGAUUGGUGUUUCCUAUGAAGAGGCAAAAAGUAUAAUCAACAGAACAAGUACGAGAUUUGAAAGUUUUUGGGAGAUAGCUUUCAUUAGACAAAAUGAAAGUUAUUCAGAGGAACUGCAGCGACCAUCCAGUCUCUCAACAUCAUCUUCUGUAGUUUAUGGAGAGCAACAGGCUGCAGUAGUGAGUCCCCUGGCAUCUCCUAAUGGGAAGCUUGUUUCGAGGUUCACCACUAAUGCUAUGGAAACUGGAAUCAAGAAGAGAGAGCUAUCUCCAAUUGGAACCGUAGACAGCAGCCCUACUGAUGUGCCUGCCUCUGUUAUCUCCCCCAACCACAUUGAUGAUUAUGGGCUGCGAAGGAAGAAUUUCUUGAACUCCACAGUUCGUCUCAAAGCAGAAAAGCUGGAGAGGGCAUUGAAUUAUCUUGGGAUACAGCCCACAGAUGAAGAGCAACAAGGCGUAAGACAGCAACUGGAGAAGGAUUCUGACAGAACGGUGUCUUUUGGAGAUUUUGUUCAGGUUUCAAGGAGUCUGUUCUCUUUGCAAUUGAAUGCAACAGAUGGUGACCAAAAACCUGCAACAUUUGGAGCCAAUGAAAAUGCCAGUUUUUCAGAUUCACAGUUUGUGACUUGUGAUUUGUUGGAGGAUGACCUGGAAAGGAUUAAAAAAGAAAGAAAUGAAGCUUUGAAAGAAAUCAGUAAAUUAAAGGAGGAAUUGUCCGAAUCUGUGAGUUUACAGAAACAGUUAGCAGAGGAACUACAAGCAGUCAAGCAGGAAGCCAAGGCAGCUGUAGAAGAGGCAAGAGCCUUGCGAAGCAGGAUUCAUCUCGCAGAAGCUGCACAGCGGCAGGCCCGUGGAAUGGAGAUGGACUAUGAAGAAGUAAUUCGCCUGUUAGAAGCUGAAAUCGUAGAGCUGAAGGCUCAGCUCACUAAUAAUUCUGGCCAAAAUAAAGAUAAUAUCCAAGACUUGAGAAAGAGAGUUACAGUGCUUGACUGCCAGCUGCGGAAAUCAGAAUUGGCUAGGAAGACCUUUGAGGUGGCUACUGGAAAGUUGCUGCAAUUUGUAGAGGUUGUGCAUGAAAUACUCUCAGAUAACUCUGCUUCCUCGACACUUUUAAGUGAAAGAAGAACAACAUUGUCUACUAAAGCGCUUCUUGCACGAUUUGGAAGGAUUGGAUCUACUGUCACAACAGCUCUUGCAGCAGAAGCCAAAGACCUUGCCAAAUCUGUCCGUGCCAUUUUGGAAGUGGAUUGUCUACCUUAUGGAUGGGAAGAAGCCUAUACAGCUGAUGGAAUCAAGUACUUCAUCAAUCACGUAACACAGACAACAUCUUGGAUCCAUCCAGUAACAAGUGCACUGAGCUUGUUUGGCCCCGAGGAUGACGACGAUGGAAUAAGAGAGCCGCCUGGGUCCAAGAGCUGAGGACAUCGGUUGACAGAAAGUUUGUGUGAUUGCAGCAUGGUAGUGAGAAGACCUACAGCUUUUAAUCUGAUACAAUUUCUAGUCUAACAUAGUAGUACCUGAUGAUACUCCUCUCCUUGAAGUCAGCGCUUGUUCUGUUCUUUUAGGUAGGUUUUUAUCCGUGGGUGAAAUUCAUCCUGCAAAAGAUGCAGGUGCUGUGGAAGACUCCCCUUCAGUCUUUCUUUGCCCCAGUUCAGAGUGCAGGCAUCAGACUUAUAUUAGGACCUGAUCCUGUCUUUUCAUGACUUUCUUAUUGGCAUUAACUCCACUGACUUCCACUGAGAGCUUCACAACUUUGCCCAGGAGAAUAAGACUGGGCCCUUGGUUGUGGCUCACGUGGCAAUUGCCAGUUAUGUUUGACCUAAACAUACAAGAUGAGCAUUUUCUUUUUCCUUUUUAACCACUGAUAGUGGGUGUAACAUAGAUGCCUUUUCUAUAACUACUGAAUUACUAUCUCAUUUUUAUAAAAGAAAUUUUGAAUUUAUUUUACUAACUUGCAGAUUAUUACAAGUAUUUGAGCCCAGAUGACUCUUUUAACAAGUACUUUAUUAAGACUGGUUGUUUGGCUUUAGGAUAAUGAGUUUUUGUAAGGUGUCAAGUAAAAAGAAAUAGUUUUGGUAGAGGACCCCAUACUCUGUCAACAAUAUGAGGCAAGAAUGAAAAUGUACUUUUGUACUCUGCUAAACUGAUAUACACAUGCAUCAAAUAUUUCAGGGGAAGCUGUGAAGUUUCAAGUACAAUGAAACCUGUGAAGCCACCUCCAGGAUCAGCAGAAAACAGUCACCUCCUCAAAGUUGGUCUUUAAGUAGAACAAAAUCUUGUUGUAAACAUGAGUGAUGAUUUAAAGAGGAUAAAGAAAACAACGGGGGUGCUACUGCAACCUAAUGAACAACUUUCACUGCUCCCAUUUAAUGAACAGGUUUCACUGUACCCCACUAGCACAGGAUAUUUUAAAUCUCAUUAUUCAAAGCACAACAUCUGAUGCCUGCUCUGCCCAAUACAAUUCUGUGCUGAAGAGUGGAGACUACGUGUGUAUGUGUGGGUAUGUGUAUACAUAUACGUGUGUAUAUAUAUGUGUAUGUGUUAUGGUAGAUUUUGACUAAUGAGUGAAAGAAGGACCUGCAAUUUCACUGAAGCAUUAGUGAAUAUGCCAAAGGAAAACUAUUUUUGACCUUAAGCCCAAGGAAGGAUGCAGUAUUGUAAGUAUAUGAGGAAGGCAUGGGCUGAACUCGCCUGGAAAGAUUCAGACACCGUUCCCCACACCAGCUCAUCUCUUGGAUGAUACAAAAGAAGGAGGCUGCACUGUCACUUUUUUAGGAGUCUGUCUCUGGCAGAUAGGGUUUAAAAAUCAAUGUACUCGGAUGUAGGCGCAUAGCUCUACUGCUCCUUCUACAACCUUUGCGUUACAGAGCUGUGCCAAGUCAGCUACACUGUAGCUGUUGGCCGUAUUGAAUCAAAAAUAAUUUACACUUUAGCCUCUUCUUUGAAAAGCAGUGCAGCAGUUUAUUGCAUAUGGCCUGUGAGCUGUAUCAAAAUGGUCUUGUGGAGGAAGAGGUACAGGCGUGAUCUGAAGUACAGCCCAGAAAAAGAGCUUUUUGCAGACUUUGCUGGAAGUAGGUGUCAGGAUAUACUCAAUAAGCAAAUAAGAAAAUUUGUUUUAUAUUUUUAACUAGGUCAGGACCAUUUUUUCCAUGAAUCUGCACAGGUGGUGUGGAUUAGGAAGAAGAGCUUGCUCAGCAGAUCCACGGUAACUUACAUUUCUGAGAAAACUCAUACGCAGCAGUAGCCCUUAAGGUCUCAGUGCUUCAGCCCUGCCUUGCCCCAGUGGCUCUCACAUACUUCCUUCUUCCUUUCUGUUCCCCCAGAACACAGGCUGAAGGUGCAAAGCACAUGCUUCAGGUACAGGGUUACACACUCUAGAUAGACCAUUAUUUAAACCUCUUUCUGAAAGUGGUUCAGACUCAUAAUACAUAGCAGAUAAAAUAAGAUUCUGAAUUUCAGUAUUUACUGUAGCCCUAGCAGUAGUUCGGAUGCUUUUUCAGUUCCUACUUCUGAUAGGCAGAUCGCACGUAGACUCCGGUUUUCCAGUUCUGUGCAAGAGAAGCUGAAUCUCCACCUGACCUCACAGGCUUGACUUAUUCUGCUAGUGGCUUUGUGACAGCUAGCUGAGCGAUUCAAAUUAGAGAAGCUAUUUAGGGACAGAGCUGGAGACUGUGGAGCAGGCAGGCUUCAGCAGCAGAGACUUUCUAGAGCCUAGCAGCAAUGCAGAGCUGUCCUCCUGUCAGCGCAUUCGGAGGAGGACAGCUCUGCACAUAUUGCUUGCCCUCCCCGAGGAGCUGGGAAUGAUCUCCUGCUCCAGGCACGCAACGCACAGCCUGCUGUGCACGAGAGGGGGAGAAACCAAGACAAACUGUUGGCGUUCUGCCUGC